AUGUCUGCGAAAUCAAAUAUCUCAGCAAGAUCUAAGAAACCUGACCAUGAAACAGAGGAGCGAGCACCCAGCGCUGUAUCAGCGAAGUCACAUGUAUCUGCAAGAUCAAGGAAGUCCAAAGUUUCUGAAGUUGCCGCUGAAGAAAAGGCUGCAGAGCAGGUAGAGGAACAUGUGGGAAAAGCAACAAGCGCUGUGUCGGCUAAUUCUCCAAGUUCAGCCGGAACCCACGCAUCUGCCAAGUCCCACGCAUCUGCUAAUUCUCCAAGUUCAGCCGGAACCCACGCAUCUGCCAAGUCCCACGCAUCUGCUAAGUCUCCAAGUUCAGCCGGAACCCACGCAUCUGCCAAGUCCCACGCAUCAGACAGAACAAACGCAUCAGCCAGGAUCCACGGAUCAGACACAUGUAUUUUCUGUAACUCCAAACCCAAAGAUAGCAUAACUGCUGAAGUGACUGAGAAUAGCAUAACUGCUGAAGUGACUGAGAGACCUAAAAGCAACAUGUCCAAUGUGUCGUCCCACCUGCAAGUGAAAGGACAAAAGGACAAAAACAAUACGGGUGACGCCAAAAGCGACAAAGGGAGUGAUAUUUCAAUGAAGACAAACAGAUCAAAGACUGCCACUAGAGAUCACGUAGACACUCCCAGACCUAACUCUAUUGCAUCAGAGAGUCAUCUCACUCCUUCUCCACCACACUGCCCUCCAACCCCUAGAAAAAUGAAACAACCUGUUAUUCUACUUGGUUUUUCGAGUGACAGUAACAAGUUACACACAGCAGAUCCUAGGAAGGAGAGCUCUAACAUCUUACGUGAUGGUCCCUUAGAAGCGACAUACAGGAAUGUCAGUGACAACAAAAGUGACAAGAGCAGCAAGUGCAAAAACAGGAAAGGGGUUUCCUCUCGCAGUUCCUCCUUACAGUUGCUGGAAGGAGAUGUCUCUGAGCUGGUUCCCUCCAAUCUACCAAACGCCUCUCCAGCAGAGGUGGUGAAUGAGUGGCUUAAGAAAAUACCGUCUGACAGUGCGAUGUACGACAUUGGGGAUGAAUUCAGUGACAGAGGCCAUUCACCGGAGCUGGCACCAAAGGAAACAACGAAUGGGACGGAGGAGAACGAUGUCACUGCUGUGUGUACGACUCAAAUAGAAAAGGAAGAGCCCAAAGAGACAUCAGCCAACCAUGUGGCUGAUGGUGAGGAGCCAGCAGAGACCCCACCUGAGACCCCACCAGAGGGCACCGCUCCACAGGAGGACAUAUCAAAGAGCUUUCACUCCUCAGUGCAGGUGAUGAAAGUACUGUUGAGUCCCACACUUGACCGGUGUCACAGCUUACCUGAAGUUUCCCCAGUGUACGGACGUAAAUUGAGCACCUCAGCCAGAGGUCUCCUGGAUUGCCUCGCAAAGCUGCAGUUGAUAGACUUUGAUCCCAAUGACGAUACAAAUGCCAAGGAAGCAAGAUACAGAGAGCUAAUGAACAUCCUCCAGUCCCUCUGGUUGUGUGACCCUGCAGAGAAUCAAAAGACACAGCAGAAUGGCUGUGAUCAACACUCUGUGGACGGUGACACCAAAGCAAGGUCCUCCUCUGGGGUGGACGUCAGCAGUGGCUCAACAGGCUCAGGUAAGAGCUCAGGUGGUUUGGCUCAGGCACCGAACACAGAGGGGGAAGCAUUGCUGAGGGUACAAGAAGUUUACGAAACUGCAGAGGAACAGGAAAGCCCAGCGUCCUCAAUCCCUAUGUCUGAUCCAGCCACUCCGGACGUAGCCAGUCAGGUCCAAUGGACCACAGAGGAAGGAGGAGGAGAAGGAGGAACAGCAGUGGAGGAAGAGAAACAAAAAGACGAAGACAUCCCGGCAUCUGAUGACACCAUUAGAAAUGAAAGUCUGAGAGAAUUACCAGAAACACCCCCGUCUUCCAACAAGAGCUCAGACCCUCGAGAGGACACAACCUCUGGCUCUCCUCCAUCUGUCCAAAGGGCACAACUAGCCAAAAAGGUUUCCCUGGAUCCUGAUCCUGUCUGGGUUUUGAAGUUACUGAACAAACUAGAGAAGCAGUUCAUGACACAUUAUGUGGAUGCCAUGGCUGAGUUCAAGGUUCGCUGGAAUUUGGACGACAGCGAACAUCUCGAUGCCAUGAUAGCCGAACUGAAAGACGAUGUGCAUAGGAGGAUACAAUUAAGCAUUGACAGAGAACUAAGGAAGCUCCACGGUCGGGGUGGAAGACCAAGACCACCCAAAGAAGAAUUGUCACGAGAAUCAAGUGCGCAAACUGAGACGAGGCGAAGAAGACUGAAGGUCGUGCGAUCUAUUGGUUACCGAGAGGAGAAAAGCGACGAUGCAACCGGCACUUCUUUCAGUGACCAACGGAGUGAUGAUGAAUAUUGCCCUUGUGAAACCUGUAUAAAAAAGAAACUGGAUUUAGGGCCACUGCUUCCUGCAGAGGUUUUGCAUAUUGCUCCAGUCAUGAUGGCUUUUGAUCUAAAGUCAAUCCUCCAGUUGAAAAAGGACAAUCCUCCACAGAUACACAAAGAAGUCGAUGUUACAGAUGAGACUGGAGGUAUAGAUGAAGCAAAAGCAGCGGAAACUCUUGUUGGAAACGUUAUCAACGGGCCUAAGAAAGAGGCGGAGGAAUUACAAGAACAGGAAGAUGCUGAACAGGAUGAUGAAAUGGCUGAUGAAGCUGAGGCAGCAGUAGAAGAGACAGCUAAAGAUGAAGCAGGAGAAGAAGAUGAAGCUGAUAUUGCUGAAGAUGAAGAAACUGUUGACGCAGAAACUCCAGAAGACGAAGCAGUAGAAGAGGAGGAGGAAGCUAAAGCAGAAACAGCAGAAACUGAGAAAGUAGAAGAUGAAGCAGGAGAAGAAGAAACUUCUGAAGCAGAGACAGCAGCUGAUGACGAAACAGCAGGAGAAGAGGACACUGCUGAAGUAGAGACAGCUGACGAAACAACAAAAGAAGCAGCAGAAGAAGAAACUGAUGAAGCAGAAACUGUUAUAGCAGCAGGAUCAACAGCAGAAGAAGUGGAAAGUGUUGAAGCAGAAACAGCUGAUGAUGAAAUGGCAAGAGAGGAAGAAGCUGAAGCUGAAACUGCAGAGGCAGAGACCGCUGAGGAUGAAGCAGGAGAAGACAAGGAAGCUGAAGUAGAGGGAGAAGAGACAGCAGAAGAUGAAGCAGAAGAUGACACUGUUGAAGCUGAGAGUGCCAAAGUAGAAUCAACUGAAGAUGAAACUGCCGGAGAAGACGAGACUGUUGGAGAGGAGGAGAGUGCUGAGGCAGAGAAAGCAGGAGAGGAAGAAGCUGAAACUGAGGCAGUUGAAGAGGAAACUACAGGAGAGGAGGAGGCUGAAGUUGAAACAACUGGUGAUGAGUCGGCACUAGCUGAAACUGCAGGAGAAGAAACAGCACUAGCUGAAACGGCAGGGGAAGAGACAGCUGACGACAAAAUAGCAGGAGAGGAAGAGAGUGCUGAAGCUGAGACAGCUGAAGAUGAAGAGGCAGGAAAUGGAGCUGAAGCUGAGGAGGAUGUAGAAAAAGAGGAAGCUGAAAAAGAAGAGAAAAUAGAGCCAGUAGUUGAGUCAAACAUCGAGGAGACAGCUAUCAGGAAAGACAACGUGGAGGAAACGGUUAAGGAAACUCCAGUGACCUCAUUCGAUGCCUUUGCCAGAGCAGAGUACUCUGAAGACGGUGCUUACUCCGAUGUUGAGGAUUCAGAGACUGAAGGAAACAAUGAGGAGUCAGAGGCCCAAGAGGACAAAGCAGAAGAGGAAGGUGGUACUGCAGCAGAGGCUGAGCUUCAGGUUGAGGAGACUACUGUUGAGGAGGAGGUGGAGGAAGGGGAGGAGGAGCAAGCAGAAGCUGAGGAGGAGCAGGCAGAAGCUGAGGAGGAGGUGGAGGAGGAAGCUGAAGAGGAGCAGGAAGUUCAGGAAACCCCAGUUGAAGAGACUCCAGUUGAGGAGCUGAAGGAGAAAGGGGAGGAGGAGCAGGCAAAAGCUGAGGAGGAGCAGGCGGAAGAUGAGGAGGAUUCAGCUGAAAGCUAUGCUGCUCCUGAGGAAGAGCCAGCCGAUGAGGCGGAUGAUGUCACAAGCAAAGGACAGUCUGAAGACGACGGUGAUGGCGAUGGACCUUCUGGGACAUCUGAGACGAGCCUACAUAGCCAGCCAACCAAAUCUUCCAUGGAAUCCCAACCAGGCUCGCUGGACGAAAUCCUGGAUGAAGAGGCAGAGAGAGAGUCCAACAGCGAGAAGAGUUGACAGACAGGGUCGGGGAUAGGCUCAGGCCACCACCUCUCUGUGAAGAGAAGGCAGAUGUACCUUAUGGACAAAGAGAACGAGAGCAGAGUGUCAGAAGUCACAGAGUCAGCCAGCGAGGUUCUCAAGCGACAAGUCGUCUCCCCAAAGAAUUUGACUUCAAAGAAGUCUCUGGCAAGAUCUGUCAAGUCAAGCAAGGCCAAAGAGAGUGAUAUUGAUCAAGACGAUCUUGAUUUCUAAAACUUCACUCUUCAAACUUAAUUUACGGUAUUUUGCUUGUUAAAAAAAAUUGGCCGAUGUUUAUAUAACCCCCUCAUUUUACCACAUUCUUGCCUACAUAUGCCUUUUAUACCUCCCGUGUGCAAUGCCGGUGAUGAGUGGUAGUAGUGGUGUGCAGAUGUGGGUGGUGUUUUUAUUAAAUCCAUUGAAUUUACACCAUCAAAAACAAAUCCAUUAUUCAUUCGUUCAGGUAGGUACUAAGAAAUAUUAUACGAUUAAUAACAUCUAAAAAAAAAAAAAAAAGAAUAGAAUAGCAUAUUUUGAGUUUUAAUCACCUCCAAAUGAAUGAAAUCAGUAGUUCAUUAUUUUGUUAAUUAAAGACACACCUACCUGAUCACAGUCAACACACACAUAUUUUAUGGUAAGAAUUUAAUGGAAUUUAACAGAAUAAAAUAAUAAUAUUAUUCCCACACAACUUGAGUCAUGGGGGGAAAAAAGGGGACAUUUUGAAGCAGAGCCCAAGCCCAUUGCCUUUUUGUUCCACGUUUCAUCUCUUUCCGACCCACUUUGUUAGGGGGCAGACGUAGAGGCUUACCUUGAGAGUAUCUGCAUCAUGAUACCCAGAGAAAAUAAUAGCAUACCUGUUUUCAAAAGCAUGUGAGUCUCAUGUUCAUAUUUCACAGCUCUUAAAGCGUAUAGGCUUUACGCGAUCGAGCAAGGUAACAGGUCUACUCUUGAUUUAGGCUACAUUAUUAGAUGCUAAAUGUUUCUAAUCACAGAUAGAUGAGCUAUAACCUCCACUUAUUUGCCCAGCCGGAGAAUCAACCAGAUCACAUUGAUCGAUACAAGUCAGUUAAGUAACAGGCUUUUGUUUGGGUGCAAGGCUGCUAAGGGCCUGGAGUGAAGAGCAAAGUAAUCCACUUCAUAAACUACAUAUCCUGAACAACAUGCUGGCAGAAUGUUCUGAUAAAUCAGCCAACUAGACUAAAUGUUCUGAUCAGGCCUAAUAAAUCAGCCAACUAGACUAAAUGUUCUGAUAAAUCAGCCAACUAGACUAAAUGUUCUGAUAAAUCAGCCAACUAGACCAAAUGCUCUGAUAAAUCAGCCAACUAGACUAAAUGCUCUGAUAAAUCAGCCAACUAGACUAAAUGUUCUGAUAAAUCAACCAACUAGACUAAAUGUUCUGUUACGUCCGUCGUCGGAAUGAGACCAAAGCACAGCGUGGAAAGUGUACAUCUUAAUUUAUUUUAGAAUGAACACCAAAAAAACAACAACAAAAGAUCAACGAAAGUAAAGUUCUGCAGGGCUAUACAGU
This is a messenger RNA of Salvelinus namaycush (lake trout), 5767 nucleotides long. RefSeq names its product rp1 like 1a (gene rp1l1a). The transcript has a single exon. The coding region runs from base 1 to 4236 and encodes 1411 amino acids. Gene Ontology annotation, biological process: retina development in camera-type eye; photoreceptor cell development; axoneme assembly. Lineage: Eukaryota; Metazoa; Chordata; Actinopteri; Salmoniformes; Salmonidae. Gene Ontology annotation, cellular component: axoneme. The record is from RefSeq and is a predicted model, not a curated record.